AUGGCUCUUCGGUGCUUACUUCAGUCCUCAACAACUUCCUCUUAUCUCUCCAAGAUCUGUGGAAUUCGUAUGCAUGGGACCAAGGCAGCAGCUGCAGCUUCUGUUGUAGAAGAACAUGUCUCAGACAUGGUGGGGGGAGAACGCGGUGAGGAUGAAGAGUAUGCUGAUGUGGAUUGGGACAACCUCGGAUUCAGUCUUGUACGGACAGAUUACAUGUAUACCACCAGAAGUUGCAGUGAAGGAAACUUCGAACAUGGUUGCCUUAGCCGUUACGGAAACAUCGAGCUCAACCCUGCUGCUGGAAUUCUCAACUAUGGCCAGGGACUAAUCGAGGGAAUGAAAGCGUACAGAGGAGAAGACGAUAGGGUUCUUCUCUUUCGUCCUGAGCUAAACGCGAUGCGUAUGAAGUAUGGAGCUGAGAGAAUGUGUAUGCAUUCUCCUUCUGUUCAACAGUUUAUUGAAGGUGUUAAGCAGACCGUUCUUGCAAACAAACGUUGGGUUCCUCCUCCAGGGAAAGGCUCGUUGUAUCUCAGACCGUUGUUGUUCGGGGGUGGAGCAAGUUUGGGUGUAGCUGCAGCAUCAGAGUACACGUUUCUUGUGUUUGGUUCUCCUGUUAAAAACUACUUUAAGGAAGGCACAUCGGCGUUAAACCUGUACGUGGAGGAGGUGAUUCCACGCGCAUAUAUUGGAGGAACUGGUGGUGUUAAGGCAAUUUCUAAUUACGGUCCAGUGCUUGAAGCGAUGAGAAGAGCGAAAUCUAGAGGGUUUUCGGAUGUUUUGUAUCUUGAUGCAGAAACUGGGAAGAACAUUGAAGAAGUCUCUGCUUCUAAUAUAUUCCUUGUGAAGGGGAAUACUAUAGCGACUCCAGCUACGAACGGAACGAUUCUCGAUGGGAUCACGCGAAAGAGCAUAAUCGAAAUCGCCCUUGAUCUUGGUUACAAGGUGGAAGAACGAAGGGUUCCUGUAGAAGAACUAAAGGAAGCAGAAGAAGUUUUCUGCACUGGUACUGCCAUUGGAGUUGCUUCUGUUGGAAGCAUCACAUUUCAGAACACAAGGACUGAGUACAAUGUGGGAGAUGCGCUUGUUACACAGCAACUUCGAUCUAUUCUUGUCGGAAUACAAACUGGUUCCAUCCAAGACACUAAGGAUUGGGUUUUGCAGAUUGACUAA
Molecule: messenger RNA, 1170 nt
Organism: Arabis nemorensis
Lineage: Eukaryota; Viridiplantae; Streptophyta; Magnoliopsida; Brassicales; Brassicaceae
Source: the annotation of a GenBank genome assembly